This is a messenger RNA of Camellia sinensis, 514 nucleotides long. Lineage: Eukaryota; Viridiplantae; Streptophyta; Magnoliopsida; Ericales; Theaceae. The record is from RefSeq and is a predicted model, not a curated record.
UGAUGGGUUCUACUCAGCCCAAUCGUGUUCAUCAAAAGGGAAAGAAAAUUAGGGUAGAUGAUGAUGACUACAUACCGUCAGAUCAUGAGGAUGACACUGAUGCUGAGUCCUUUGAAAGUGUUGACGAUGAGGGCUUACCAAUGCCACCAAAACGAUUGGCGCAGUCAUCUCUUCAACCUUCGCACGAGGCAAUUGUUGUUCCAAAUGGGGAUUUACAUGACAAUGUGGAUACCCAACACUCACAGCCACUUGAUGUCGAUAUGGAGGCACCGAGGGAGGCAGCCCCCCAAUCUAGUGUCGGUAAGAUACUGAAUUUUACUAAGCUAAACAAAUUCUUUGUUUUAAUAUAAUUCUAUGGUGCAAAAAAUUUCAAGCAAUUUGUUUCAUAGGGAUUGAUUUUUUAUUUUUUAUUUUAGUUUUGGUCUCACUUGUAAUUUUUUGUCAUAUAACACACAAAGUUAACAUCUCUAUUGGAGAUGCUCUUAGUUUUCAAGCAUUCCUAGUUCUUUGAACA